CUCUCUCAAAGUUGGACCCAAUAAGAUACUGAUGUGGACUUAGUUACCUCACCUGCAGGUUCUUCAAUCACGACUCUUGUUCACUAACCUAAAAGUGCCUCUCUCUCACCGCUAAGAUUGCAAACCCUCUCUCUCUCCCCCCCUAAAACCCCUCUCUUGCUUUGAAGUGCUUCCAUCAUGUUUGGGCGCGCUCCAAAGAGGAGUGAUAACAACAAAUACUAUGAGAUUCUAGGUGUUUCAAAAAGUGCAAGUCAAGAUGAGCUCAAGAAGGCAUAUAGAAAAUCUGCCAUAAAAAACCAUCCAGACAAAGGUGGAGAUCCCGAGAAGUUCAAGGAGCUGGCUCAAGCCUAUGAAGUUCUUAGCGAUCCAGAGAAAAGAGAAAUUUAUGAUCAAUAUGGUGAAGAUGCCCUUAAAGAGGGAAUGGGAGGGGCUGGUGCUUCCCAUAAUCCAUUUGAUAUAUUUGAACAAUUUUUUGGUGGAGCUUCUUUUGGUGGUGGUGGUAGUUCAAGAGGUAGAAAGCAGCAAGGUGAAGAUGUAGUUCAUACUCUGAAGGUUUCUUUGGAGGACUUGUACAAUGGCACAACUAAGAAGAUCUCUCUUUCGAGGAAUAUCUUGUGCCCAAAAUGUAAAGGGAAAGGAUCAAAGAGUGGGGCAUCUGGAAGCUGUCACGGGUGCCAUGGUACUGGAAUGAAGAUCUCAACACGACAGAUUGCACCAGGCAUGAUCCAACGGAUGCAACAUGUCUGUCCUGAAUGUGGAGGCUCAGGAGAGGUUAUCAGUGAUAGGGAUAGGUGCCCGCAGUGUAAAGGUAACAAGGUUAAGGCGGAAAAGAAAGUGCUGGAGGUGCAUGUUGAGAAAGGGAUGCAGCAUGCCCAGAAGAUUUCCUUCAGGGGAGAAGCUGAUGAGGCACCUGAUACAAUUCCGGGAGACAUUGUUUUUGUAUUGCAUCAAAAGGAGCAUCCCAAGUUCAAGCGGAAGUUUGAUGAUCUCUAUGUAGAACACUCGCUCAGUUUAACGGAGGCUCUCUGUGGUUUUCAGUUUGCCCUGACUCAUCUUGAUGGCAGGCAGCUCCUUAUUAAGUCAAAUCCCGGCGAGGUCAUCAAGCCAGGUCAGUCCAAGGCGAUCAAUGAUGAGGGAAUGCCACACCACCAGAGGCCAUUCAUGAAGGGCCGGCUUUUCAUCCACUUCAACGUGGAUUUCCCAGAAUCCGGAUUUCUUUCCCCUGACAAGUGCCGGGAUUUAGAGGCAAUUCUACCACCGAGGCCAAGCAAGCAGUCAUUGGACAUGGAGAUGGAUGAGUGUGAGGAGACCACUUUGCAUGAUGUCAACAUGGAGGAAGAGAUGAGGCGGAAGGAGCAGCACCGACUGCAUGAGGCUUAUGAUGAUGAAGACAAUGAUGAUAAUGAUGAGCCAACUAUGCACCGUAUGGCGUGUAACCAGCAAUAAUUAUCUCGGCAUUUGUGUUUUGCAUUAGGGAGGUGUUUCCGGAUAUUAUUAUUAUUAUUAUUUUGUUUUUGUUUUUGUUUUUGAGAUGAUAUGUUAUAUUUUAAUAUAUAGAAUGAAUAGAGUGCUGGUGUUGGUA
This is a messenger RNA of Camellia sinensis, 1582 nucleotides long. NCBI's taxonomy places the organism in Eukaryota, Viridiplantae, Streptophyta, Magnoliopsida, Ericales, Theaceae. The record is from RefSeq and is a predicted model, not a curated record.